Molecule: messenger RNA, 2030 nt
Organism: Gopherus flavomarginatus (Mexican gopher tortoise)
Lineage: Eukaryota; Metazoa; Chordata; Testudines; Testudinidae
Product: endogenous retrovirus group 3 member 1 Env polyprotein-like
Exons: 2
Coding region: 759-1931 (390 amino acids)
Source: RefSeq, a predicted model, not a curated record
UGACCUCGUAGGGCACAACGGUGCAACGCGCUCGAGUAGUGGAGAAGCAGUUGUGGGCGACGGUGUGGAACUGGUCCCAGGCGACGGUGAGGAACCGGUCCUUUGGAUAAGGUAUACCAAAGAUCUACAACUGUCUCCAUUGGAUGCUCCUGUCCACUCCUUGCAGCCAGGCGACUCCGUGCUCGUGCGUACCUGGAAGGACGAACCCCUACAGGAACAGUUGAAGGGACCAUACACAGUCUUGCUGGUUUCCCACACGGCAGCCAAGGUUGUGGGACACAAGACCCGGAUUCAUCAUUCCCAUCUGAAGAAAGUACCAGCUCCAGCAUCAACGGACCGGUGGACUGUACAGCACGUCAGUGAUCCCAGUGAUACUGAUCUUGGACUAAAACUGUAGUUUAAACGACAUAAGGGCCAAACCUAACUCUCUUUAGUCUCUUAGGCCCUAUAUGGGUGGAAGCCCUCCUGUAGAGUCUCACAUUCCCCCUAUUAGUCAGCCAUACUACUGCCCCCAUCAACAUCGGUGGGUGGUACACGUUUUUGUAUACAGGGGCCCCAAUCAAAGGGUUCACGGGUUCUUAUCACCCUCCUCUCCUCCUGUGCCAUUUGAUUCUGUUUGGGUACAGGUCUGUAGAGAGUCCCGACAUCAUUUCCACCCUCAUCAGCAUUAAGUGUUAAAUGCAGUGUUUUCCCUUUGGGCGCCCUAAUUCCCUUCCCCAAGAGUACCCUCACGAUUGGUUGUAUUUGUCCUCUCAGGAAUGGCCCUGCCUGGCAAUAUGGGUCCUUUUGUUUUUCAUAUGCCUUCUAGUUGUCCUUCUUAUUCUUUGGGGUUUUGGCAACCUAGGAUUUUAGGCCCUCUAUGGCUCCUUUGGGCCAUAUUCCUCCCUCUUGGGAUAGCCCAACUACAUGCCGGUUGGGGUUCCAACCCUCCUAAGGAUUUUACUGUUAACACCUUUGAAGCCCUAAAGAUUGCUUUUGCCCAUGAGUUUAAUUUUUCCAAUUGUUGGAUUUGUGUCCAAAUCCCACAUCACGCUGCUGGGCUACCCUGGAGAGUUGUUCCCCAAAAUUGGUCAGACUUCUGUCAAAGGUGGAUGGUAACCACAUACAGCACCUCUACUAAUGCAGGUUUACGAAGUAAUUGUACCAAAGAGGCCCUUUAUGGUUUACACAAUGGCUCUUGGAUUCCUUAUUAUAAUACUACACUUAAGCCCCAUCCAAUUUGGUUGCGCUCUUCACCCGCUGGUCUCAUGUGCUUUCAGCAAUCCAGUACAAGUAACCAUACCUGGUUUGCAGGAAGUAGUACAUGUAGGUUCUAUAUUGGUCCUGGUAUAAAUUUCACUGUCCCUUUAGUAACUGCCACUGGUCAACAGACCGGCAGUAGAACUUUCUCUCUCUCCACAAAUGAUACUCUACGAAACCAGAAAGGAAACAAUGGAAAGGCUAGCUAUGAUGAAUCAUUCUGGGUCUGUGGUAAUAGUGCCUAUAAAUGGCUUCCUCUUGGCUGGUAUGGAAGUUGUUAUUUGGGCUAUCUUGCUCCUCCUCUCCGUGUCCUGGCCCAGGCCCCCUCAGGUCGCCCCAGGUAUCAGCGAUCUCUAUAUGCCACCGUUGAGCCUAUCAGUCAGGGAGAUAGGUUUGGAAUGAUAUUCCUUCCAUCAUGUGGGGUGGGACGACUAGCCCAACUUUAUCAAAAGCUUUCUGUGUUCCUCACCCAGUUUGCCAAUAACACGCUGGCCAUAGAAAAAAGCAUCAGUUCUGAGCUUUAUCAGCUCCGCCUGCUGGCCCUACAAAAUCGCCAAGCUCUAGAUUAUGUUCUGGCUUCACAGGGCGGAGUAUGUGCCCUUAUUGGGAAAGAAUGCUGUACAUAUGUCCCAGACAAUGCAGAGGACAUCAAUAAGCACAUUUUAUCCACCGAGCAGGCUUUUAACCAGUGAAAGGCCCUGGAUCAGGCUCCCUCCCUAUUUGAUACUGUCUUUAGUUGGCUGCCCAAUCUCGGAUGGGUGGGAACAGGGCUAAUUCGCCUCCUGCUCACA